CUCCGCUCCCUCCGCCCCGCUCGCACUGUUUGGGAGCAACCGGCCGAGCCAGCGGCGCCCCGGCCCCGCCAGCGCAGCGAGGCCCCGCGGACCGGCCCUCGCCCAGCCCCGGCGCGCACCCCGGCCCUCGUCCCUCUCGUCAUGUCCCUCAAGCAAGCGGCGGCGCCGCAGGCCGCCGGCAACAACCGCAAGCCCCCCGGCGGCGGCGGUGGCGGCCCCGGCCUCCCGUCAGCCGCGGGCGGCGGGAGGCAGAACAUGGGCAGAGGUCGCAGCAGUGGCAAAGGACCGCCUCAGCCUACUAUUUCUUUUGAUGGCAUCUAUGCAAACAUGAGAAUGGUUCACAUACUGACAUCAGUUGUUGGAUCCAAAUGUGAAGUACAGGUGAAAAAUGGUGGUAUAUAUGAAGGAGUUUUUAAAACCUACAGUCCUAAGUGUGAUUUAGUGCUCGAUGCUGCUCAUCGGAAAACUGCAGAAUCCAGUUUGGGGCCAAAACGUGAAGACAUACUAGAGAGUAUCUUGUUCAAGUCUUCAGAUUUUGUGAUGGUGCAUUUUAAGGAUAUGGAUACCAAUUAUGCAAGAAGAGAUGCUUUUACUGAUUCAGCCAUCAGUGCUAAAGUCAACGGUGAACACAAGGAGAAGGAUCUUGAACCAUGGGAUGGAGGAGAGACCACCGCUUCGGAGGAGCUUGAGGCAUUAGAGACAGAUGUUUCUAAUGGAUGGGAUCCCAAUGACAUGUUUCGUUACAAUGAAGAAAAUUAUGGUGUAGUAUCAACUUAUGACAGCAGUUUAUCUUCUUAUACGGUGCCAUUAGAAAGAGAUAAUUCAGAAGAGUUUUUAAAACGGGAAGCCAGAGCAACUCAAUUAGCAGAGGAAAUCGAAUCAAGUGCCCAAUACAAAGCUCGGGUUGCCUUGGAAAAUGAUGAAAGAACAGAAGAAGAAAAAUACACUGCUGUUCAGAGAAAUGCUAACGAACGAGAAGGCCACGGUGUGAACACUAGAGAAAAUAAAUACAUUCCACCUGGACAGAGGAAUAGAGAUGUCCUGUCCUGGGGAAGUGGAAGACAAAACUCACCAAGGAUGGGCCAGUCUGGAUCAGGCCCACCAAUUUCAAGGUCUGGAUCCCAUACUUCAGAAUUCAGUCCUAACUCUGGAGCAGAUCAAAGAGUAGUUAACGGAGGUGUUCCCUGGCCAUCGCCUUGCCCAUCUCCUUCCUCUCGCCCACCUUCUCGCUACCAGUCAGGUCCCAACUCUCUUCCACCUCGGGCAGCCACCCCUACACGGCCGCCCUCCAGGCCCCCCUCGCGGCCCUCCAGGCCCCCGUCUCACCCCUCUGCUCAUGGUUCUCCAGCUCCUGUCUCUACUAUGCCUAAACGCAUGUCUUCAGAAGGGCCUCCACGGAUGUCUCCUAAGGCACAACGGCACCCUCGAGGUCACAGAGUCUCUACUGGUAGGGGUACAAUUUCAAGUGGCUUAGAAUUUGUAUCUCAUAAUGCACCAGGGGAAGCAUCUACUACUGCAGUGCCACGAGGCAGCCCUUCAGGUGGGACGUGGUCAUCAGUUGUCAGUGGGGUUCCGAGAUUAUCCCCUAAAACACACAGGCCUAGGUCUCCAAGGCAGAGCAGCACUCCCAUGGGACCAGCUCUGCCUUCUCCUCAGCCUGGAACUAUUCCCACUGAAUCUGUUGCCAUGCCUGUUCCAGCUGCCUCUCCUACACCUGCCAGCCCUGCAUCCAACAGAGCAGUUACCCCUUCCAGUGAAGCUAAAGAUACUAGGCUUCAAGACCAGAGGCAAAAUUCUGCAACUGGAAACAAGGAGAAUAUAAAGCCAAGUGAGACUUCUCCUAGUUUUCCUAAACCUGAAAACAAAGGUGUAUCUCCAAUUGUUUCAGAACAUAGAAAACAGAUUGAUGAUUUAAAGAAAUUUAAGAAUGACUUUAGGUUACAGUCGAGUUCCUCUUCAGAUGCAGUGGAUCAGCUGCUAAACAAAACCCGAGAAGGUGAAAAAUCAAGAGAUGUAGUUAAAGAAAAGACAGAAUCAACCCCUAAAGAAUCUAUCAUAGAAACUGGCAGUAAUACUAACUCUAACGGUGGCAGUAGCAAACCUAAUAGUCCAAGUAUUUCUCCUUCAAUAAGUAAUAGUUCUGAGCAAAAGCGAGGGCCUGAGGUAACUUCACAAGGUGUACAGACAUCUGGGCCUGGAAGUAAACAAGAUAAAGAGGAUAAAGAGGAGAAGAAAGAUACUUCUGAGCAAGUUAGAAAAUCAACACUUAAUCCUAACGCAAAAGAGUUCAACCCUCGAUCUUUUGCUCAACCGAAACCUUCUACUACACCAACCUCCCCUCGUCCGCAAGCUCAACCUAGCCCCUCCAUGGUGGGCCAUCAGCAGCCAACCCCAGUGUACACUCAGCCUGUUUGUUUUGCACCAAAUAUGAUGUACCCGGUUCCAGUGAGUCCAGGCGUGCAGCCUUUGUAUCCAAUUCCCAUGACGCCCAUGCCAGUGAACCAAGCCAAGACAUAUAGAGCAGGUAAAGUACCAAAUAUGCCACAGCAACGGCAAGACCAACAUCAUCAGAGCACCAUGAUGCAUCCUGCCUCAGCAGCAGGCCCUCCUAUUGUAGCUACGCCACCUGCUUAUUCAACACAAUAUGUUGCAUAUAGUCCCCAACAGUUUCCUAAUCAGCCUCUUGUGCAGCAUGUGCCACACUACCAAUCUCAGCAUCCUCAUGUUUAUAGCCCUGUAAUACAGGGCAACGCUAGAAUGAUGGCACCACCAACACACGCACAGCCUGGUUUAGUAUCUUCUUCUGCAACACAGUAUGGUGCGCAUGAACAGACGCAUGCUAUGUAUGCAUGUCCCAAAAUACCAUACAGCAAGGAGACAGGCCCUUCUUUCUACUUUGCCAUUUCCACUGGCUCACUUGCUCAGCAGUAUGCCCACCCUAAUGCUACCCUGCAUCCGCAUCCUCCGCAUCCUCAGCCUUCUGCCACACCAACUGGCCAGCAGCAAAGCCAACAUGCUGGAAGCCACCCUGCUCCUAGCCCCGUGCAGCAUCAUCAGCACCAGGCUGCUCAGGCACUCCACCUGGCAAACCCACAGCAGCAGUCGGCAAUUUACCACGCAGGUCUAGCUCCAACCCCACCUUCCAUGACGCCAGGCUCCAAUACGCAGUCUCCACAAAAUAGUUUUCCUACAGCACAACAAACAGUCUUCACCAUUCAUCCCUCCCAUGUUCAACCUGCAUAUACCAAUCCGCCACACAUGGCCCAUGUCCCCCAGGCUCAUGUACAGUCAGGAAUGGUUCCUUCUCACCCAACUGCCCAUGCUCCAAUGAUGCUAAUGACGACACAGCCACCUGGUGGUCCCCAAGCCGCCAUCGCUCAAAGUGCACUACAGCCCAUUCCAGUCUCGACAACAACAACAUUUCCCUAUAUGACGCACCCUUCAGUACAAGUCUACCCACCAACAGCAGUUGGUAAGGUCUCAUUCUGGAAUAACUGAAGGCUGGAUUACCUUUGUGUAGGCCAAUACCCUCCUUCCUAGCUGCUUCUGCCAACUGGAAGCACAGAAAACCUAUGAAUUUCAUUUUAUUUGUUUAAAAAAAAAAAAAAAAAAAACCAAACACCACAAAAAACACAAAAAGGAAAUUGAUUUCUUGUAACAUCCACUAGGAAUGCUAACAGUUCAUCUUGCAGUGGGAGAGAUUCGGACUGAGUAGAGGCAUUUAGGAACUUGUGGGCUAUUCCAUAAUUCCAUGCACUGUAUCUUGAGUCCUGCAAGUGCCCCAACUCUGCUUGCUGAAAACUGGAAGUUAUUUAUUUUUUAAUGACCCUUCAAAGUUACGACUCAAUCAGCUAGCGAAAGAAGUAACAAGAGUGAUUCUUGCUGCUAUUCUCACUAAAAAUCAAGACUUGGAGAUCCCUUUUACUUCUAACUAAACUUGAAACAGGUUCAGUAAAAAAA
Molecule: messenger RNA, 3960 nt
Organism: Strigops habroptila (Kakapo)
Lineage: Eukaryota; Metazoa; Chordata; Aves; Psittaciformes; Psittacidae
Gene: ATXN2
Product: ataxin 2
Exons: 25
Coding region: 142-3498 (1118 amino acids)
Biological process (GO): cytoplasmic stress granule assembly
Cellular component (GO): cytoplasmic stress granule
Molecular function (GO): RNA binding
Source: RefSeq, a predicted model, not a curated record